Erinaceus europaeus (western European hedgehog) is the source of this 2548-nucleotide messenger RNA. It is a transcript of the gene CRMP1, whose product is annotated as collapsin response mediator protein 1. NCBI's taxonomy places the organism in Eukaryota, Metazoa, Chordata, Mammalia, Eulipotyphla, Erinaceidae. Gene Ontology annotation, cellular component: cytosol; cytoplasm. The transcript is spliced from 14 exons. Gene Ontology annotation, molecular function: hydrolase activity, acting on carbon-nitrogen (but not peptide) bonds, in cyclic amides. Bases 81 to 1799 code for a protein of 572 amino acids. The record is from RefSeq and is a predicted model, not a curated record.
CCCGGCCCCUCGCCGCUCCCCCCUCCUCCCCUCGGGGCCUUUGUCCCUUCCCGGCGAGCGGCGGACAGUCCGGCUGGACCAUGUCUUUCCAGGGCAAGAAGAGCAUCCCGCACAUCACCAGUGACCGGCUCCUCAUCAAAGGUGGACGGAUCAUCAACGAUGACCAGUCCUUCUACUCCGACGUCUACCUGGAGGACGGACUCAUAAAACAAAUAGGCGAGAACCUGAUUGUCCCCGGCGGCGUGAAGACUAUCGAGGCCAGUGGGCGGAUGGUCAUCCCCGGAGGGGUGGAUGUCAACACGUACCUGCACAAGCCCUCCCAGGGCAUGACGGCGGCUGACGACUUCUUCCAGGGAACCCGGGCGGCCCUGGCGGGCGGCACCACCAUGAUCAUUGACCACGUGGUCCCGGAGCCUGGCUCCAGCUUGCUGGCCGCCUUUGAGAAAUGGCACGAAGCUGCCGACAGCAAGUCCUGCUGUGACUACUCCCUCCACGUGGACAUCACAAGCUGGAGCGACGGCGUCCGGGAAGAGCUGGAGGUUCUGGUGCAGGACAAAGGCGUCAACUCCUUCCAAGUCUACAUGGCCUACAAGGACCUCUACCAGAUGACCGACAGCCAGCUCUACGAAGCCUUCACCUUCCUUAAGGGGCUGGGUGCGGUGAUCCUGGUGCACGCAGAGAACGGGGACUUGAUAGCUCAGGAGCAGAAGCGCAUCUUGGCCAUGGGCAUCACGGGGCCCGAGGGCCACGCCCUGAGCAGGCCCGAGGAGCUGGAGGCUGAGGCCGUGUUCCGGGCGGUCACUAUCGCCAGCAGGAUCAACUGCCCCGUGUACAUCACCAAGGUGAUGAGUAAGAGUGCGGCCGACAUCAUCACCCUGGCCAGGAAGAGAGGGCCUCUGGUGUUUGGUGAGCCCAUCGCUGCCAGCCUGGGCACAGACGGCACCCACUACUGGAGCAAGAACUGGGCCAAGGCCGCGGCCUUCGUCACCUCCCCGCCUCUGAGCCCAGACCCCACCACACCUGACUACCUGACCUCCCUGCUGGCCUGUGGGGACCUGCAGGUCACGGGCAGUGCGCACUGUCCUUACAGCACCGCCCAGAAGGCCGUGGGCAAGGACGACUUCACCCUGAUCCCCGAGGGUGUGAACGGGGUGGAGGAGCGGAUGACGGUCGUCUGGGACAAGGCGGUGGCCAGCGGCAAGAUGGACGAGAACCAGUUUGUGGCAGUGACCAGCACCAACGCCGCCAAGAUCUUCAACCUGUAUCCGCGGAAGGGACGGAUUGCCGUGGGCUCAGAUGCCGAUGUGGUCAUCUGGGACCCUGACCGCGUGAAGACCAUCACGGCCAAGAGCCACAAGUCGGUGGUUGAGUACAAUAUCUUCGAGGGCAUGGAGUGCCACGGCUGCCCGCUGGUGGUCAUCAGCCAGGGCAAGAUCGUCUUUGAGGACGGAAACAUCAACAUCACCAAGGGCCUGGGCCGCUUCAUCCCCAGGAAGCCCUUCCCCGAGCACCUGUACCAGCGCGUGCGCAGCCGCAGCAGGGUGUGUGGACUGCAGGGCGUCCCCAGGGGCAUGUAUGACGGCCCCGUGUUUGAGGUGCCCGCCACGCCCAAGUACUCGCCACCCGCGCCGUCGGCCAGGUCCUCGCCCUCCAGGCACCAGCCCCCACCCAUCCGGAACCUGCACAAGUCCAACUUCAGCCUGUCAGGCGCCCAGACGGAUGACAACAACCCCCGGCGUACGGGUCACCGCAUCGUGGCGCCCCCCGGUGGCCGCUCCAACAUCACCAGCCUGGGCUGAGCCUGGCCCCUCGGGCUAGAGAGCGAGAGAGGGCCGGUCUCCAGAGCCUCUUCCUCGCAGGCCCCUGUGGCGACCCCUCCCCGGGGCCAGCCUCGCGCGGCAGCUGGGAGCCAAGCAGCCUGGAAGUGGGUUCAUGCGGUGAGCUCCUGCGGCCAGGGUCCCCCCCCCAUGUCACCUCCUCAGUGACCUUGAGUUCUCGCGCCAUCUCCCCCUUUCUCCUCCGCCCCCGGCCCCCAGACCCCCGUAGUUGUUCUAGGAUAGUCGAUGCAUGUUGCUAAGUUAUGUGUGCAAGUCUGAGUGUGCCCUCAGAACGCCAUGCAGUCACCAUGAUGAUGACGAGAUGUCAGCGGUAUGAGUUCUCACCCCCCCCAAUGCCACUGGUAGAGAGCCCCCCUCCCCACCUCGCAGAGCAACCCCAAGUCUACAGAGAGCCAGGGAACUCCCAUCGGGAGCCGAGAACCAUCGUCCGAGUCUCGUGUCAGCAGCCCAGCCCCCGUGGCCCCCGUGAGCCCCCGCGUGUGACCCCACGGCCCCCCACCCCUGCCAGCUCUGGACAUCAGGCUGAGCCAGGGCUCCCCCAUCCCCACCCCCACCCAGGGCUGACACCCGAUGGAGCCGUCAGAUUUUUAACGUUUUGUACAGAGGCUUUCCUUUGUAAUCACCCCCAUUUUUACUUAAGGACUGACUUCUUGUGGCUCUUAUUUCUGGAUUCUAAGCUCGUGAAAAAAUAAAGGAGAUGGACAAGCUUG